Aspergillus costaricaensis CBS 115574 is the source of this 1207-nucleotide messenger RNA. RefSeq lists its product as uncharacterized. The transcript has 4 exons. Lineage: Eukaryota; Fungi; Ascomycota; Eurotiomycetes; Eurotiales; Aspergillaceae. The coding region runs from base 404 to 1207 and encodes 267 amino acids. The record is from RefSeq and is a predicted model, not a curated record.
AAAAGAAAAAAAUUCUAAAAGCGCAACCGAUGAGGUCUUACUAUUAUUUUCCAUUACCUCUUGAGACGUAAUUCGCCAAGGACAGGCUGGGGGGAAACUUGUUCUGUAGAUGAUUAGACAUCAGCCGCUUCCCGGGACCAUCAAACGCUGACGAACGGCACUAUCAAAUGGCGGCCUGCUUCUCUUAUCUCCAUUGCGCCUGCUAUUCGAUUAUUCGACUGGUCUCUAGGCGAUGUGUCAAUAGGUCUGAGACCAUGUCUUUCUCCCCGCUCAGAGACUGGAUGAGUGAGAGGAAAGAGUUUGUACUGGGGGAGCACAGCUGUUUCGAAUCACGAGAGGUUUCAGGUCGCUACCAAACAAGGACCGAACGGGGGACUGGCCAGAGUGGUAUGUCUCAUUGAGAAUGAGCACGGAAGUCAGGCUGGCUCAUCCGGAGACGGACGAUUGUAACGUGAUGGCGGUGGAUAGUGGAGCAGGGAUCGGAAUGCGAUCGCCACAGGGUAGAUCGAUCCGGUCUCCAGCCUGGAAAUGGGGACACCUGCAACAUCAACGUGUCAAUGGAGACCCACCCUGUGGAAAGUCCCCCUUUGAAGGGUGGUUGGGGAAAGCAGCAGGGGUAACGGAUGGUGCGGAUGGUGCUGGUGGAUGGAGAUUUGGUGGUGUCGGUGUAUCCAUCCAGUGUCAGUUUGCCAAAUCGGGCUGUCCGUUCUUUUCCCUGUUUUGCUUUCGGUUCUUUUUUAUUUUUUAUUUGCUUCUUCUCUUUCUCUCCUUUUUGACUCCUCUUUCCUUUCAUUCGGUGCUGGCUGUUAGUUUCUUUGUCUCCGAAGAGGAUCGGCCUGCUGUCAUGGAAGCCUCGGGAAGUUCUGUCAUUAGCCAGGAGCUUUCCUGGAUAAAAAGUACCUUUGCUUUAGAUGGAGGAGGGAAGAGGUGGAGGUGGAGAUGGCGGAAUUCUGAUACCGCCACCUGGAAUUGGUGUGCGUGCCAGACCGUGGUAAAGCAAAGCAAGCAGGAUGAUGCUGGCGAGAAAUUAGACGGAUUGGAAGACAAUCAAAUCCAUUUGCGCAUGUGUCACAUUGGCGGUGGGCCAAUUGCCAGGCCCGGUCGGGCUCUGUGGAUCGCUAAUUGGUCCCAGAUCACUGCAGCACACCGCAUGCGGACGCCGAACAGACAAAGGAAAGCUAAAAUGGCUCCAGGAUUGAAACAAUAA